Papaver somniferum (opium poppy) is the source of this 1731-nucleotide messenger RNA. RefSeq lists its product as uncharacterized. The coding region runs from base 1 to 1731 and encodes 576 amino acids. The transcript is spliced from 3 exons. Gene Ontology annotation, molecular function: RNA-DNA hybrid ribonuclease activity; nucleic acid binding. NCBI's taxonomy places the organism in Eukaryota, Viridiplantae, Streptophyta, Magnoliopsida, Ranunculales, Papaveraceae. The record is from RefSeq and is a predicted model, not a curated record.
AUGGGGAAAAUCAACUAUAUCUGGCGUUUCAUUCCUAGACUCGCUCAACUCGUUUCUUCAUUCACUCCUCUGUUGAAGAAAGGAGCAGAUUUUGCAUGGACAACCGUUCAACAAGAAACAUUUCAGAAAAUGCAACAAAUAUUACUAUCACCCGCUAUCAUGAAAUCUCCAGUGCAAGGACGACCGCUGAUACUUUACAUAGCCUCCAGUGAUGUCGCAAUUGGAGCACUCCUCGCUCAAGAGGAUGAAGAAAAUAUCAAAAGUCCAAUAUAUUACUUCAGUCGCACAAUGAGGGAUGCCCAACUCCGAUACCCAAAGGCUGAAAGGGCGUGUCUAGCAUUGGUUCACGCAAUUCAGAGGUUUAGACAUUAUUUACUAUCAAACAGAGUCGUGCUGGUGGCCAAAGAUGAUCCCAUAAAAAUUUUAAUGUCGAAACCUGCUUUGAUCGGGAGACCAGCAAAAUGGCUACUUCAAAUAUCAAAAUUUGACAUAGCGUGUGUCCCUCCAAAAGAAAUCAAAGGACAAGCAGUUACAGACUUACUUGCUGCUUUCCCUGGAGAAGACAUCACGAUGUUGCAUGAAGAAGUGCCCGUAUCUCCAUCCGGCGAGGUCUUCUCACAUUCAUUCAAGUUAUAUUUCCACUACACCAACAAUUCAGCAGAAUAUGAAGCUUUUCUCCUAGGGCUAUCUUUAGCCAAGAAGGCAGGAGCAAUGCACAUGGAAAUCAGAGGAGACUCAAAGUUUUUAGUCAAUAAAAUGAAUGGUGUGUACUCCCCCAAAGAAGUAACACUCGCUCCAUUCAGAGCCGAGGCACAACGAAUGUUAGCUCAUUUUUUUGAUGCAACAAUUGUCCAUACUGGACACACCCACAAUAGACAUGCCAAUUGUCUGGCGACUCUGGCAUCCAAAUUGCAAUUUGAAGGGUCAGAGAAAUCCAUCAUUGUGCAAAGACGUUCUGUAUCAUCUACCUGGCUUACUCAAGUCGAAGAUGCUCAAUCGAGCGACUGGAGAGCGCCCAUCAUUCAUGAAUUGAGCAGUUCUCUUACGGAAGGGAAAAUCAGCCUCAAAGAGUUGAAAAACUUUUUUCUGCUACAUGGAGCAUUAUACUAUCGCAAUCCUGAUGGAUCCAUGUCACGAUGUCUUGGAGACGAGGAAGCAAGUGAACAACUCAAACGCGUACAUGAAGAAAUAUGUGGGCAAACCCUAGUGGUCACACUCUACAGGAGGCUUAAACGGCUCGGAUACUACUGUCCCUCCAUGGAAGCUCAAUCAAGAAUGGUACAAGGAUCCUGUCCCAAUUGUCAUACACCACCUUAUCAUCUGGAAGUCCUGACAAUUCACCAUACUGGGGACUGGAGGGAGCCUUACAUCAAAUAUUUUCAUGAUAACGUUUUACCAUCAGAAAAGAAAGAAGCGAUCAAACUUACCCAAAGGGCCAAACGGUUCGUCUACCUGGAAAGGGUUUUGUGUCGCAAAAGCUUUGGUGGGAACCUGCUGAGAUGCUUGGCCGGACAUGAAAUUCCAAUGAUCUUGAAAGAGAUGCAUGAAGUUCAUGACAAUCCACGAAAGUGGCAUGAGGAAUUGCCCAUGGAUUUAUGGGCCUACCGUACUGCACCAAAGAGUUCAAUUAGGACUUCACCGUAUUCUCUUGUCCAUGGCGCUGAUGUUAUUCUCCCAGCUGAGAUCAAGAUUCCCUCUGCAAGAAUCGCGGUGGCCAGUAGAGUGCAGUAG